CGAGGGGUAGGAAGGUCGGAACCCUGGUGACCGACGAGCUACUGCUCGAGUCCGGGCUGCUAGAUUACAACCCUGCAGUUCGUCCCAUUGAAUCCUCGAGGCCGAACUCCGAACUUGAUAUGUCGAGCUUGCUUCCCCCCUUUUUUCCUCUAACCUUGUGCUGACCCCUGUUUUUAUUUUGCAGCCAUGGUUUGCGGAUUUGCAAGCAGCGUGAAGCGCAAGUCCAAGGGCCGAGCCCAUGCUYUUGAGGCCGCCCAGAGUUCGAAACCUGCCACCCCUGCCGUGGCAGGGCCUGCCUCGGAAGAUCCAGCCCCAGUGAUCGAGCUGGAGUCUUCUGGGGGUCCCUCGAGGGAGAAGCGCCCCAGGGAUCAGACCGAGGCGGUGGACGCCCUGCCUUUGGGCGAGGAGGUGAGGGAGGAAGUCCCUCUGAAGCGAAGGAGGAAGAAAAAGAAGACGAUCUCCCCCUUGGAGGUCGGAGCUUGCGGGGUCUUGCCUGCGAGUUUCGCAGAUCGGGUGGACGAUCCUGAGGCCAGGAUGGGCGGGACGUCCGACGUGACGGCACGGUUCAGAGUUCAGCCGUCAAGUGCCGGGGUGAGGGACCAGGUGUCCCGCAUCUCGGCUGCAAGUUUGGACCGCUGCCUAAGGAGGGCGUCCAAAUUUGUGAGCGACCCAGGGUCCGUUCUGCAGAGGACCAUCGACUACGCCGCUGAGGCGUUUGUUGCUUCCAUUCAAUCGGCUCUGGCCGUAAAGGCCGAGCUGGAUGGGAGGGAAGUUCUGGCAGCGAGGGAGAAAGAGGAGUUCUCUGCGCUUGAAGCGAAGGACAAGGAGCUGGAGCAUGCGACUGCCGAGCUGGAGACGGCGAAGGAGCGUCUCAGCAAUGGAGUCCUACUGGAGGAAUCGUUUAGGUAG
This is a messenger RNA of Momordica charantia (bitter melon), 909 nucleotides long. The record is from RefSeq and is a predicted model, not a curated record. Lineage: Eukaryota; Viridiplantae; Streptophyta; Magnoliopsida; Cucurbitales; Cucurbitaceae.